This is a messenger RNA of Cheilinus undulatus (humphead wrasse), 2537 nucleotides long. RefSeq lists its product as uncharacterized. The transcript has 19 exons. The record is from RefSeq and is a predicted model, not a curated record. NCBI's taxonomy places the organism in Eukaryota, Metazoa, Chordata, Actinopteri, Labriformes, Labridae. The coding region runs from base 259 to 2418 and encodes 719 amino acids.
ACGACGUCUUUAUCCGUGUAUCUUGAAAAAUGAAGUUAUUUCGUCCCAUUUUGCGUAGGUGAAUUUCUUACCUAAAUGUGGUCUAAAUGUUUUCCAUUGCCUGUUUGUUUUUCAGAGUGGCUUUGCUGCUCUUCUUACCAGCUUGUAUUUGGAGCUCUAUGCCGACAGACCGUCUCCGCCUGACUGCUCUUAGGAAACGGUUUUCGCGGCCAUACCGUCAGGGGCGCUACUUCGGCUUCGGGACGUUAGGGGCAGAGAAUGUUUCAGACCAGAUGUCUUGAGCGUCACUUUUUUCUAUCGGUUAAAUCCAGCUUCCUUGGUCCAAAUACUCGUUUUGAUUUUGAAGACCAGGAUGGACUCCACCUCUUGUCAGAUCAGGAGGCCACACGCUGUGGGUACAUGGUCAUGAUCAAUGAUGCGGGAGACCUGUUGUUUCGAGCCUCAUUCCUCGCCUGUCAUGUCCAAACCAAGACUCUCAGAGACUUUUGGCUGCAUCUGUGGUUUGUGAACCUGCAGGCUGAUGGGAAGGUGGUGGCCUAUCCCUUCCAGCUUCAUUGUUCACUUCAGGGCCAGUUGAAACCCCGAGAGAUCGUCUGUGAGGAGAACUACAUGGAGGUUUCAAUCUAUCAGCCUGCCAUUGCUGUUACAUCUAAGACUGAGCGAGGAGCUGAUGGGGCCGCCGACCUUCAUGUGAUGUUUCACAUAGCAGACCUUCCCACACGUGAAGCAAGGAUCUUGUCCCUAAAAGAAGCUGCUGCUCUGGGUUACCACAUCUCCCUGCAUGGCUCACACCUCACUCUCCGCUGUCCCUACUCCUCCCCUCUCUCGUACUUUAUUAAGGAGAGAGGAGUGGAUUUAGAGAUCCUCAGAGCAACAGUCCUGUACAGACUUCAGAGUGACUUCCUGGCUGUUGACGUCACUGCUGCCUGUCCUCUGAGUGAUGCUGCAGCAGACAGGUCUGACCUGCUGUGGACGGUUCCCUAUAUUCUGUCUCCACUGGUGUACGGUCAGUUUAAAGGCAGAGGUGUGAGGGUCGGGGUGAAUGGUCAGCCUCUGAGUGAGUCUGAAUUUAGAGAAAGAGGGUUAAAGAUGGGCCUGCAGGAAGGGAAAGUGGAGGUCAGGAUUCCUAUAGGAGCCAACGGUGGAAACAUUAAGAGUGGUGUUUUAAGGGGAAAGUACAGCAAGGCGAUGUCGGUGGAUUUGUUCUUUAUGAGUCAGUGGGAGGAUGAGCGCUGGCCCCUCACACAGCAUCGGUCCUUCAGGCUCCUUCAGACUCCUCUCAUCCCUCAAAGCCUAUUUUUCACUGACAUCAAACUUCAAUCACACGGAUUGUUAGCUGUCACUUUGGGCGUCUUUGCAGCUGACGUCUCCCUCCAGAAACUGACCAUGGAUGGCGGCGGUGACCUUUUAACUUGGACCUACAGAAAUCAAACACAGCUAGAAAACGACCUCAUUGUGUCCAAACUCUCCCACUUCAAUGGAAGUCACUCCUAUCGGAUUAGUUUCCUGAUGUCGCACCCAAAAAUAAUCCCAGAGUAUAUAGGUGAAGGAUUUAAGACGUACAGCCUCUCCUUCACCUUUACUCUGGUUAUCUCACCCAGUGGAAGCGUGUUUUACCAUCAGGCCUCUCUAGAGCAAAGUGUUGAGCAUAAAGCUCCUGCCUCCCCUAAGCUUGAAGGGAAGUGCACAGAGAGCAGCCUGCUGGUGCUGCUGCACCACGGGGCCCAGGCCGGGCUGCAGUGGGAGCUUUUCCUCGGAGUACGUAAACUGGACUGGGAACUGGUGGAGAUGGCUGGGAUUAUGGUGGAGGCGGAGGAGGACUACCUGACUGUGGAGUUUCCGCUUCACAGCCCUGUGAUGAACCAUGGGGAGCUGACGUUAAAGGGUCUAGUAUCUGGAGUAGCAGUGUCGGUAGUGGAUGCAGAUUCCCUGAAUGUGAUGGAUCAUCUCGUCCAUGAAUGCACCUUCCCUGUUAGAGAAUUCCUGUUAUGUUUGCCAGAGGGGAGGAUGGUGGCAGUAGUUGACACCACCCACACAAUCCCACCCACCUCUCCAAAUCGAACCCGCCUGUUGGACCCUGGUUGUGUUCCCAUGGAGACAGACGGUGCCCGAGCUCUGUUCAGCUUCAGCGUGAACUCCUGUGGGACGACUGUAACUACUGAAGGAAGCUUCCUGGUUUAUGAAAACCAGAUCAGCUACCGUCAAGAUUUUCUCCCUUUGGAGGAUGCUCUCAUACACAGAGAUUCUCCGUACAGGCUGACAAUAAAGUGUCAGUACCCAGUAAACGAAAGUCGCACUGUUGAUUUUCAUCAUCCCUUUAACUCAUCUCUGGGUCUUUUACCUGCUCUGGUCAAACGCACACGCAGGGAGGCAGCAAACACAAGUCUCGGAAAAGGGAGGGCGACCUUCGAAGGAUGACCAACUCUUUAUCUAGUUUGGAUCACAUGGACACUGAUCUCCAAACUUCUUCUCUUACAGUGCUUUUUGAGUUUCUGCAUACCUUCAUUAAAUAAAUGAGCUCUGUGUAUUUUACAUUA